AGUGUCCAGUCCACCUACAGCAUGUCUUUUGGAAGAAACCGGAGUAAACUUUACGCGACCACAGGGAGGGCAUGCAGACUCCGCACAGAAGAACCGGAGAACCUCUAUAUUAUGAAGCGACAACGCUAACCGCUGCAUCACCGUGGCCACCCUAAAACAUAUUUCUGGAUUUGUGACGAAAUGACCCUGCACUAUAUACAGUAUCCUGUCAACUGCACUCUAGUUUUCACUGUUGCUAAGAAACGCGGUAAACAGCCUAACCACGACGCAACUGGUAAAUAAAGCUAACCCUGCGAUCUGGAGAUUCGCUAGCUUUGAAACUGAGUCCCGCCUUACUUAUUUGUGAAUGGCUAUCUGGAGUGUCUUAUAAAUCUUUGUUGCCCAGAAUUUUUUAAUUGGUUAAACUGAGUCGAGAGAUUUACUUUUUGGCUAUAGCAAGAUGUGGAUGCUGUUGCAGUAGCGUAUAAACGUGAAAAGGAAAAAUAGAGACCGUUACUGUCUGCAAUUGUUAAUUAAAGCCGACGUUAUUGUUGCAGCACUCUGAGUCUUACCAAUUUGGGCGCUUGAAGUCAUUCAAAAGACCCUAGAAGCGUUUAUACAGCUACAUUCAACAAUAACUUCAGCACUGAACUCCGUACCAAGAUGUAGCCUUUUAAUCUGAAUUUGUUUUGUAUCAAAAACUUUCAUUUUGAAAGACGUGUUAACAUCAGGGUUAAAAGGAACAUUUUCCUGCAUAUCUAUCUCAACAUGGGCAAGAAGAAAAAGAAGGGAGGAAAAGAAGGCAAUGAAGCUAUGAUGACAUUUGCAGAAGCACUUCUGGCAUAUCAAAUACGUGUCAAGGAAGAUCUUGUAAAACAGUACCAGAAUGAAGUAAAUCAACUUGAAGAAAAGAACAAGCGAUACAAGCAAAGGAAUGAGCAUCUUAAAGAAGAGCAGCUUGGUCAUGUGAAGACUUUGUUGAAGCAAGCCAAAGAAAAAGAGAAGGAACUGUGGCAAAAAGAAGUUGUGAAUAAAGAACAGGUAGAAGAAGCCUUAAAGAAGAAAUGGGAACUUGCAAAAAAUGAAGAAAAAAUGGUGAAAGCUCUGCAAUCUGACAUUAAUGACAUGCUGCAGAAGAUUUUCCAGAAAGCUCAAGAGAAGCAAUACUGGCUGGAAUACAAAAAUGUUGGCCAGGCAGAGCACAGAAAACAAAUCAGUCUUCUAGAAAAAGAGCUUAAAGAGAUGCAAAUGAACUUUGAUGAACUGCAAGAACAUUUCUCAAAAACUUUGGCAGGGUUAAAAACCAAAAUAAACACAGAGACAGAGAAGAAAAUAAACGAAAAGAAGCAGCUAGCCUCCGAGAAAGCCAUGAACAAACUUGACAAGCAAAGUUGCCAAGAAAUUCAAGAAAAUGAGUGGCUGGCAAGAGAGGUUAAAAUAUAUAAGAAACAUAUUACUGAGGCAGAAGAGCGUGUUCAAAACCUGGAACAGGAAAAUUUAGAACUCAUGAGUUAUUUAUUUGAUUGUAGACUUGAAGACCUAAAAAUAUCCAGGAACAUAUUCCUUACGCAAGUGGCUGGCAUAGAUGUCCCAGAAAUUAAUGUAUUGGGUGUCCCAGCAACUAAUUUAUUGGAAGAAAACAUUAAAAAAUUACCGCUGGAUACACCAACAGACCUAGAUACCACAAUACAGUCUGAUGUUAGUGUUCCAAGACCAAAAAGUGCAAUGCUGGAGUCAGUUGAACAUAAAGUGUUCUCUGUGUUGACUGAAAACGAAGAUGAUGAUGAUGGAAUAGAUAAUGAUGAGGAAAAGGGUUGCCCAUUACAGUCAGUAUCUCAGGAGCUUAGCUGUCUGUUAUAUGGAGACCAGGAGCAUUUCCAGGAGUACUUUCAGCUGGGACCUCUAGAACUUAAACUGUUGCGAGUGGUCGGAAAAGGUAUGACUGUUAAUGAAGCAAAUUCAUUGCAAGAAGCCAGUACACAAGACAGUGAUAUGGCUACAGCACGGAGUAAAGAUGACUGGCCCAUCACUCCUGAGUUAAUCCAUUCAGCUCUAACUGGAAAUUUUAUCACUUCACAGGCUAAUACCAAUACUGUAGAAGAAUUCAAAUAAAGUGAUAUCAAGUUUAUAAUACCGAAAGAUUACAUUGCUUUUUUUUUACUGAUGUUAAUAUUUAAUACCAAAUUCUACUAACCCAUUUACUGAAGUAAUGAGUGUUGCAAGAGUGGUUUUGAAUACAAGCUCAAUUUCUUUGCUUCUAAAAGGCUUAAUUUAGCUUGCCUAUGAAAAUAAAUUGUUUUUCUUGCA
Molecule: messenger RNA, 2286 nt
Organism: Protopterus annectens (West African lungfish)
Lineage: Eukaryota; Metazoa; Chordata; Ceratodontiformes; Protopteridae
Gene: CCDC83
Product: coiled-coil domain containing 83
Exons: 11
Coding region: 748-2091 (447 amino acids)
Source: RefSeq, a predicted model, not a curated record